Molecule: messenger RNA, 5008 nt
Organism: Paramecium primaurelia
Lineage: Eukaryota; Ciliophora; Oligohymenophorea; Peniculida; Parameciidae
Source: the annotation of a GenBank genome assembly
AUGUCGGAUUAUGAUUCUGACAUAGAAUUUGAAUAGUGUUUUUAAGAUGAUGGGGUAAAUUAAAUUCUAUUGAUUCUAGCUAUCUAAUUGGAUUAGAAAUUGUUAUAUAAAAAAUUAUAAUGUAGACAAAAUUCUCUGUAGAUUAAAUUAAGAAAAAUAAUUAGAAAAGAAAUUGGAAUAUCUUCAUCCAAAUCAUCAAUAAUUCGAUUCUUAUUAUUAUUUGAUUAAAUAAUUAAACUAAUACAUCAGAUAAUAACAAAAUAUCGAUCUAUACUUAGAAUUAUUAAUAAAAUCUCAGAGUUUUUAAAAUGAAAUUUUAGAGAGAUGUCAUCUAAUAAUAACAUAAAUAAAUUCAAUAAAUAAUAUAUAGAAAAAAAUUGAAGAGCUAUUUCAAAUAUUUUAUUUCUUGAAAGAUAUUGAUAUGAAUAUCUUAAAGUAAUCAAAUAUUUCUUUAAUAUUCUCUUUAUGUAGGAUUAUUAAAAUGGAUUACCCUGAAAAUGAAUUCAAAUCACUCAUUGAUUAAUUCAAUAAUUUUCUUAGGCUAAUAUAAGCAAGUGCUAAAAAGUUUUAAUAUAAAAAUACUCCUGUCUAUCCAAUAUCUUUAGAAUUUAUAUAAUUUAAACGUGAAAAUAAAUAAAUCUUUGGAGAACUUCAAGAAUUAGAUACAAAAGAGAAAUCUCUACUAAUAUACUUAGAUUAACAUUUUAAUAUUUUAAGAGAAGACUUUAUAUAUAUUAUGAGAAAAUCAAUAAGUUAUUUUUCUGAAACAGGAUUUUAUAACUAUAUUAAAAGUGAAUACCUUAAUAAUAUAGGUUUAUAUUAAAAUAUAAAUUUAAUAUCAUUUGAAAUGAACAAUUAUGAUUUAUUAUGGAAAAUAUCUUUAGAAUAAUUUAAUUUAGAUGGACGAAAAUAUCAAGUUAUUGAUUGGAAUAGAUCAAAAAAAUUAAGUAGAGGUUCUCUGAUUUGUAUAACUAAUGUUGAAUGUCAUCCUUUACUUUUUGGUGUAAUUACUUAAAGAAGUACUAAUUAAGAUAACUAUUAGAAUUAAAAUAAAAUUAAUUUAGAAUUUCGAUUUCUGAAUCCAAAAUCAUAAAUAAUGGAGUUCUUAAUGUUAUUAAAUUAAAACUCAAUUUUAAUUGAAUAUUAAACUUAAAUUGAGCCAUAUAUUUAUUUUUUAGAAUAAUUAAAAAAAAUAGAAAAAUUACCAUUUGAGAAUUUAAUUCUCAAAAAUUAGAAUAAAGUACUUCAUCCAAAAUAUCUUCAAUAAAAUUCAUUAUAUUAAAUAGAUUUAUCAGAAUAAAAUACAUAUUAUCGGCAAAAAAUUGAUGUGUUAAACGAAAGUUGGCCUGUUAUGGAAUCAACUUUGGAUAAUUCAUAAUUAAAAGCUAUAAAAUUAAUUCUUUCAAAAGAAGUAGCUUUAAUUAAAGGACCUCCAGGAACUGGGAAAACUUAUUGUGGUGUUUUAGCUGUUAAAAUUUUAUGUGAAAAUUUAAUCCAAAAUAAUUUUCCUAUUUUGAUAGUUUGUUAGACAAAUCAUGCUUUAGAGAAAUUUCUAAAGAGCCUUAUUUAAUUUGUUUCAUCCAGAGAAAUAGCUUUACUUGGAGCAUUUCCUAAAUCUGCUGCCCUUAAAGAUAUCCAUUUUUAAUAAAGAUUAGAAAUUCAAUUUAAUUGGAAUUAGUUCAAAGAACUCAAAAAUUAAAUAAGAAUAAUUUUCAAUAGAUUAAGUUAAUAUGAUUAUUUUAUCAAUGCGAAUGAUAUUAAAGAAUUCUGGCCUGAAUUAAGUCAUAAAUUAAUUCAUAAUUUUAUGGAUGAUAAUAAUUUGGAUAAAUCAUAAAUUGAUGUAAAUUACAUCUUAAAUUGUUGGCUUGAUGGAAAACUUCCAAACUGUUCGAGGUUUUAUGAUUAGGUAGAACUAAGAGGAAUGUAUAAAUAUUUUAAGAAAUUUGAAAUAACUGAAUAAGUUCAUACAAAUAAUAUUUUUGAAAAAGUUUAUGAAUCGUAUGAUGAUGAUUAUUACAGUGAUGAAUAAGAUGAAGAUUUAGAUAGUUUAGAUAGUUUAGAUAGUUUAGAUAGUUUUGAUAGUUUUAUAGAUUUUGAAGAUGAAUAUUAAGAAGAUGAAUUUGAUUUUCAAUAGGAAGAUGAAAUUAAAAUUAACUACAAUAAAUUACAAUUACAUUAUAAUUUUUAUGGAAUUGAAGAGAUUUAGAAACACAUAUAAAAAUAAACAUUUAAUCCUUGGGAACUUAAUUAUUAUGAUAUAUAGGAAAUAAUUUAAUAUUUGGAGUUUCUCAAAUAUAAGAAAGAUUGUUUAUUGUUUGAAGAUAAAUAUAAAUAAUUUAAGGAAAUGUCCCAAACAUUAAAAAAUCUUUACGAUGAUGAAGAAAUUAAAAAAUUGAAUCAAUACAAGAUUAUUGGAGUAACAGUAUCUAGUGCAGCAAGACAUUUAUCAAAAUUAUAAUAACUAAAUUCAAAAGUUUUAGUAAUAGAAGAAGCUGCAAAAGUGUUAGAAUCCCAAAUUGCAUGUAUUUUGAUGAAAAAUUUAUAACAUCUUAUUUUAAUAGGAGAUCAUAAUUAAUUAGGCCCUGAAUUAAAAUGUUAUGAUUUAAAAACUAAAUAUAAUGGAAAUAUUUCAUUAUUUGAAAGAUUUUAUAAUAAUAAGAUUCCAUAAGUAGAAUUAACUUUUUAAAGAAGAAUGAAAACUAAAUUUGCUGAUUUUAUUAGACUUAUCUAUGGAAAACAAUAUUAAGAUCAUACUUAUGUUGAAGAAAAUAGAAAUAAUUUAGAUAUUAUAGGUUUAGAACAUGAUUUAUUGUUUUUUAAUCAUUCUUGGUUAGAAAGUUAAGAUAAGAAAUCAAAAGAAAAUAUUGAAGAGGCUAAAAUGAUAUUGUAAAUGGUUUAAUACCUGGUAAAAGUUGGAUAUAAAUAGUAAUAAAUUAGUGUUCUAUCAUUAUAUUCAAGGCAAGUUAAUAUUUUGUAGAAAUAUUUUAUAAAAUAAUCAUUAAACCAAGUGAUUGUAUAGACUGUUGAUAAUUAUUAAGGGGAAGAAAAUGAUAUUGUGAUUAUUUCAUUAGUUAGAAAUAAUUAAUAUAAUUAAAAUCAACUUGGAUUUUUAGGAGAUUAGAAAAGAAUUAAUGUUGCUUUAUCAAGAGCAAAAAUAGGUCUUUAUGUAUUUGGUAGCUUUGAUUUCAUUAAAGAAGUCUCAAGUAAUGGUUCUUUGUGGUAAAAAAUACUUUUUUUGGCAGGAAGUAAGAAAUGUUUAAAAGAUUCUAUAACUUUAAAAUGUUUGACUCAUUCUACAUUAAGAAAUGUUAAAUAACCAAAUGACUGGUCUAAAUUUGAUGCAGGAUGUUGUGAUAAGAUUUGCAAUUUAAAAUUUGAAGGAUGUAAUCACAAAUGCCAAAAAAAAUGCCAUUUAGGAGAUCAUUAUCGAGAUUAAUGUCCAGAAUAAUGUCAAUAAACAUUAAAAUGCGGUCAUGCUUGUGAAUAAAAGUGUAGAGACCAAUGUAUCUGCACUAAACAGCUUGAAAUAUUACUUGAUUGUAACCACAUGGCUUUUAUAGCUUGUGGUAAGAAUCCUGCAGAAGUAGUUUGUUAAGAGGAUAUAAAAUUAACAUUAAAAGAAUGUUAACACAUAGUUAAUUACAAGUGUUUUUAAAGGAAAAAUAUUUCGCUUAAAUGUCAAUAUCAAUGUGAAAAAGUUCUAAAUUGUGGUCAUAAUUGUAAAAGGUUAUGCUGGGAGAUUUGUUACAGUAGGAAAGGAAUUGAUGAAUGUUUCUCGAAUUAUUUUAAAGUAUUCAUUUUUUUUAUAUUCUAUAGCAUCAUAAGAAGAAUUCAUUAGAACUAAAAAAUAAAAAUCGAGAUCUCUUUUUCUGCCUUGUAAAGAAAAAUGCAUAAAACUUAAAAAUUGUGGGCAUAAAUGUUAAAAUAUGUGUUAUGAGCGAUGCACUCCUUGUAAAGAAAAAUGCUUAAAAAUAAAAAAUUGUGGGCAUAAAUGUAAAAAUUUGUGUUUUGAACAAUGCACUCCUUGUAAAGAAAAAUGCUUAAAAGUUUAAAAUUGUGGGCAUAAAUGUUAAAAUUUGUGUUAUGAACGAUGCUCCCCUUGUAAAGAACGAUGUAUAAAAAUUAAAUAUUGUGGGCAUAAAUGUUAAAGUUUAUGUUAUGAACGAUGCUCUCCUUGUUAAUAAUAGAUUCCUAUCCAACUUUAUUGUGGAUAGCAUUAUAUUUAUAAAAAUUGCUUUGAAAUUCAAAUUUUUUUAAUUUUAAUUAAAAAUAUAACUCCUUAUUUUCUUAAAUCUAGAAUUGGUUAAAAUUACUUAAAUCAUUUAUUUAGAAAAUUAGCUGAAGGUUGUAGAGAUUAUCUUUAAAUUUUUGAAUAAAAAUAUGAAUUUAUUUGUAGAUCUCCUUGUUAAAAACCAAGAGAAUGUGGACACAUUUUUUAAUGCAAGAAUUUAUGUUCUUAAGAAUGCACUCCAUGUGAGUAGAGGAUUUCAAGAAUUUUAGAUUGUGGUCAUCAAUAUGAAGUUGUAUGCAAUAAUUUAAAUAAUUUCUUAAGAACCUUCAAAUGUAAAAAAAAAUGCAUAAGAUAGUACUAAUGUGGGCAUAACUAAAAAUGUAAGUAGUUAUGUUUUGAAUAAUGUACACCAUGUCAAGAAACAGUUAUAAAAUAAUUUAAUUGUGGACAUUCAGUAAGAACAUAAUGUUUUAAAAAUUAUAUUUGUAGAAAAUAAUGUAUAAGAAAAAGAGAAUGUGGUCAUUAAAAUCCUUGUCUUAAUAGGUGUGAUUAAGAAUGUUCUCCUUGCUAAAUUAUAGUUAAAAAAACUUUGGCUUGUGGACACUAGGUUAUGACUAAAUGUUCUUCUACAGAUUUGCAAUGUUAAAAGUAAUGUUAGAGAUAAAGACCAUGUGGACAUACUUAUCCUUGCUAUAAUUAUUGUUAUCAAUCUUGCAGUCCUUGUUCAUAGUAAAUUCUUAUUACUCUAUCUUGUGGUCAUUAGAUAUAUAUUGAAUG